This is a messenger RNA of Linepithema humile (Argentine ant), 4886 nucleotides long. The record is from RefSeq and is a predicted model, not a curated record. Lineage: Eukaryota; Metazoa; Arthropoda; Insecta; Hymenoptera; Formicidae.
AAUUCCCAUAAGACGGCGUUUUGUGUCGCGUAUCUUCAGGGCACAUUCUCGCCGACACCGUCGGUGGAAUUAGUCAACAUUCUGGACAGAAGACAAAGCAGCGGCUCAUACGGUCCAGGUUCCUUGUCCCCCGUACCGUCGAUGGGGGUGGAAGCUUGCAAGACCCAUGGAACCGCGACUGAAGGGCAAGGCGGGAACGAGCACUGCAAGAUAAAGAGAGGCAUCGUGCGACAUCACAGCUUCAACGACACGGGAGACCGAACGCUGACGACGCUCGCCAGGCAGCCGAAUUAUCCGUCGAUGCCGCUAAGACCGGAGGACUGCCGCAUGACCUUGGCGAAGAAGGACAAGAGAUUGGCCACCAUCGGCAGGCACUCGUCGAUGACGAACGAAACUGAGCUCAGCAACACGAGUAACUUGAUUGUUUGCAGUCCUACUUACGGCAUGUACAAUUCGACGGCGAAAAGCUCCAACUACUUCGUCACCGACGACGAAGCCGUCAGCAGGUUCUAAGCUGUAGCACUUUCGGGCCCGAGAGCGAAAUGUACAGGCCGAUUGCGGAAGGAUUGAAAUUAGUUCGUUUGAUUGGCACAAGAUAUCUAUCGCUUUUGAGUUUUAUUUUUAAUACCAGAAUUUCUGAAGUCGAUCAUCAGCAGAGCGUAAAGUCGAUAGGAUUAAAAAAUCGCGAUUUUUUGAUGAAUUUCUCUUAGAAGAGGCCUCUUCGCUCGGCAGGCCCAAAAGUACUGCUUUCUUUUGUUCUGUUCUUUUAUGAUAUCUCCGUUCGAAGACAAAGCAUAUUUGAAAACAGGAAACAACAAGGACAAUCAUAAAACCCGCCCCAUCCUGGCGUGCCCUCUUGGCGUGCUUGAUUAUUAUGCGGUUUUGUUGUUCGAUGAGUUCCAUAAAUCAGAAUUUUUUGAGCAAGAACUAAGCAAAAUCUUUCAUUCGUUGGUUUUCGUAAUUAACGUUCACGUUGGCGUCAAUAUCAUGAAAUCUCACGAACUAUUAUUUCAAUAUGUUCAUCAUUGUCGUGAAUAAGUGGCCAAGUGAAUAAGAGAGAGAGAAGUAUAUCACAGUCUUAUGAAAGUUACUUUGUAAGGAAAUUUAUCACUUCUUGUAUUAUAUUACUAAUACUAUCGAUUCAAUGAAAUACGGCGGUCGACAGAGCUAAUCUAUCAAUAGCUCGGGAACUAUAUUGUAAAAAUGAGAUUGCUAGAGCCACCGUCAAUGUAAUUAUUGAUCAAGACGAGCGCGCCGUAUAUUGAUGCAAGAAUAGAUACAGUAUUUUACAGUAUUUAGAGAACCCAUUUAGCAAUCUUCAGACUGACAACUAUAUACGGAACCAAUAGCUCAUAGAUGAUAUACCUAAUCAAUUUUGUACAAAUUGCAGAAAAUCUCCUACUUCGCAACAUUCCACUUGAAUGAAUGAAAUGACGAUUUUCUCGUUUUAUUAGAAAAAUUGAGAGCUCGGCUAAUUCGAAUACUUGAUAAUAUUAAAUGUGUAUUUAAUUUUUCUAUACACACCUGCGCACACAAACGAAAGGAAUUUUGAUGCACAUUUAUAACGAUUUCAGAUUCUUAAUGAGAGAAAGACUCCUAGUUGAAGGCGCUUCUCUCUAACGUUAUACUUGGCGUCAUGUUUAUGCGAGGAGAUAAAUGUGACGCCAAGGGUAAUGCAAUAUGCACUGACGCAAAUAAUGUUUAUUAUUUAAGUCUAAGUUAGAAAACAAAUACGAUCUGGCAAGCGCAAUCGUGAAAGGAAAACGCAACGCUGAAUUCUCCAUCGCGGAGCUUGAGUCGUUGGUGAAACGGAACGUCCAAAAAAGUGUCACGUAUGCAAAUUUAUGAUAUAUCGACAAGAAAGUACGAUAUUUUUCCACCGACACGAUAUAUCUCGUUAUACCCGUAGCAUUACUGUACAACUACUUACGAUUAAUCGAUGUUACAUUAACGGGGAAGCGAUUCCCCUCGAGCUCAAUACUGUAUCUAGAAAGAGUAAAUGAUAUUUAGAUAAUCGCACGAUGUAAAUAUAACGGGACACUUUUGUAUCUUGAAACAGAAUUUCGUAGAUAGUAAAAAUACCUUUUCCAUCGCCCGAGCUGUGGUAAGAUAAGUGUAACAUGAAUUUAUACGCGACGCAAUUAUAUAUCUAUCAAUUAUUGCUUCUGUUAAUUUUUACAGGACAUAGAAAUUUAUCAGGUGUAAAUAAAACCAGCAGAAUAAUCAGUGACACUUGCAAGUUGCAGCUGCAGUUUUAUUAAAAGUAUUAUUUAUUAAUCGGAAUACGUUACUGCAUUUUGGCUAGCGUAAGAUAAGCAUAGACGUAAGAAACAGCUAGAUUAACAAUAAGUGUUGAUCACGAAAGAAACAUGUGAACAAAAUCACGCGUCGAAAUAUCUACAUUGUCAUUCUUGUAUGGCCAUUAAUUUAUACCCUUUUCCUACACUGUAAAUAAUUAUUCAGUAUUAGAAAGUAAAGAUCGCUUUGAGCGAUCUAUAGUUUGCGAUCGAAAUUAAAAUACAAAUCUGUUUAUAAUUUUAUGUAAUAAAAAAAUACUUGAAGAAUCGGGAUCCACGCCUAUAAAAUGCAUAUCACUGAUAUAUAUUUUGUACCAGCGUGUAUUCUCAUUUUGCAAAAAUUUUUUGCAUUAGACAAACACAUAAAAUUAUAAAUAGAAUUGUAUCUCGAACUCUAGAAUUAUAAAACGUCUAAAAUAAACGAGACGCAAUCGCGUAGUACUUAAAGUAUAAAACUUUAUACUCGACGAAUCACUUUUUAGGCUCUCUCUCUUUUGUAACACAAACAAGAUAUAAAAUAAGGGACGAUGAAAAGGUGAACAUCGAAUACCUGCAUCAGUAUUAUUAAAUUUAAGGACGAGCAUUCGACUUAAUCGACUCGUGAAAGACUUGGCGAAAGUCCUUCCUAGUAGUACUUAAUUCUUUAAGAUAGAGUAAUUUACGAUUCGAUGAUCGCAAAACGUGUCCUCAUUUCCUAAAUAUUUCCUUGUAGAAAUCACAUAUUAAUCUUAAUAACUCUGUGUAUCGCACAAACGGACGUAACUAUUUGCAGUGGUAUUUUAAACGUAUUGAUUUUUGCGGAUGUCAAUACGAAGUCACUCUUGUAAAAGACUUUAUCUCUUCUUCCACAUCAUAAUUUGAUAUCUCCAUAAUAUUUCCGUAAUAAUUUAUUAUUUUUAUAUGAUGAUUCUUCAUACUUGCGUUGCAGAGAACGCAGUGAACAUAGAAUAUCUCGUAUCUAUUUUCUCUCGAAACUUCAAAAGCCACUUUUUUCGAGUUUGUAUGCAUAUGCGACCAUCGGAGCUUUUGUAAAAAAGUACCCUUUGUAAUGUCCACUUUAUACCUAUAUCAUAUUAUAUAACAUAUAUAAUUAAUAAGUAGUGCGACAAAAGUACUCGUUUAACGGAUAGAUACGCAAUCGAUAUUGUGCAACGUGAAUUAUGUGCCAAAACGUAAGAUAAAAAAAUGCCAUUGGCAUGACCGUGCCGAUAAUUUGCGUCGAGGAAGAUCCAAUUCAAAAGUUUUAUGUAAGUCUAAUUUCAGCACGCUCGAAUUUCGAUGUAGGAAACGGAUUUUCUUCCCGAUAAUGUAAACGCGACAGUUGAUGUAAGAUAUAUUCAUGUGCAGUAGAGUUCGAUCAAAUUGAAUUAACUAAUAAAUAAUCAAAUUAGCAAUUAAUGAUUCCGACUAGUCACUAAAUAAUUAGUAAGUCCAGAUUAAUAAAUAAUUAAUUGAGAUUAUAGAAUAACUAUCGGUUGUGAAUAUGAUAUCAAUCAUUGGCGAAAUAAUAAUUAUUACAUUUAAUUAUAAUUUUUCCAUUUGCGAAACCAGUGUGUAUCAGCAUGUAAUUUGAUAAUUAUCAAUUUCUAAUUAUUAAAAAUCAUAAAUUGCUUAAUAAUUACAAGUCACAAUUUAUGCAGCUAAUAAUCAAUGACGUGUGAUCAUUUAACUACGUAUUAUUUUAAUUAUUAUUACUGUGAACAGGUUGCAAAAUUAAUCAGAAAAAUAAUUAAUUACUGUCUAAUGCUAAUACAUUCAAGAUUGAUCACGUAAUUUCUUCUCCGCAAAACUAAAAAUUAAAAUAUUGAAACAAAUUUCUCGGAAAAUGACGGAAAAAAAACUUUUAAAAAUGUAAAAGCGAUUCGAGAAAACAUAAAAUUUGGAGGAAUAGACAAAAUUUAAUAACAAUUAUAUGAAUCGGCUCUUGAAUCUUUGCGGCAAAUACGGUCAGCCGAUGUACAAGUUAGUCACGUAAGCUUGCCUUAAUAUAAGAAUUGUUCAUUAUGAUAGGAAAGAGUUGACGUCCGAAAUUUGCAAUAAAGUUUGCGAAAAUGUCUUAUCUUCCUUUCUUUCACAAAAUUUGACGAAAAUAUCUGAGAUGGAUUCUGUAUAAAAAUUUUUUAACACAAAUAAAAUUUCACCGAGAUAAUGUAAAAAAAAAAUUUUACUUUAUACGAAAAACAGAAAAUCUGUGAGGCAUCUUUUAAUUCGAAUAUUUAUCUGUCAACAUUAUCCCGAUUAAAUUUUAUUCGCGUUGAAAAUAUUUUCUAAACAAAUAAAUGAUAUUAAUUCAAAACGUUCUCAAUAGAUUUCAUGAAAAUUAGAUAAGAAAUUGUUUUGUUGUAGAUAUUUUCGUCAUUGUAAAUCACCCGCAUUAAUAAUAGUCAUUACAAUAUUAUCGCAGUAUUUGUCACAAAAUCGCUAGGAUAAUAAUCAUUGUAAGGAACGAUGUCGCUCAAGUGCCGAAUAAAGGAGACGAACGUAAGUCACAAAAAAAUAUUUCUUCAAGAGCAUAUCUAUUUUACAAUCAUACUUAAUUCAUUGUAUUUAUUAAAAUAGAUUUAUUAAAAUGUAAUAAUGUUACAUAUA